Messenger RNA from Belonocnema kinseyi, 6847 nucleotides. RefSeq lists its product as uncharacterized. The record is from RefSeq and is a predicted model, not a curated record. Gene Ontology annotation, molecular function: transcription termination site sequence-specific DNA binding; helicase activity; protein binding. Gene Ontology annotation, cellular component: nuclear body. NCBI's taxonomy places the organism in Eukaryota, Metazoa, Arthropoda, Insecta, Hymenoptera, Cynipidae. The transcript is spliced from 16 exons. The coding region runs from base 179 to 6562 and encodes 2127 amino acids. Gene Ontology annotation, biological process: termination of RNA polymerase II transcription.
UGCGAGGUAGAAUUAUAUUAAAUGUUUUUCAAUAAUCGCAAAGUUUGUUCUUUUACUAGACUUCUCAGUGUUACAUCGUAAAAGAAAUGCGAAUUAAAAAUCGAAUUCGAAGACUGCUGUAGCGAUUCAACUGAUGAAUUUUGUGUAUGAAGGAAUUAUCUGAUAAGAUAAAGGAACCAUGGAAAUUACGUUGCACCGUCUAAACGAAGGCGGGACUUUCGAAAAUGAAUUUCUAGUCCUAACAAUACAAAAAUCGUACACCGCUGGCCGUAAAUCUGACAACGAUUUUGUGUUUAAAUCUAAAGGAAUUUCCCGAAAACACUGCAUUUUUCAUCACAAACCAGACGGCUUGUUCGUUGAAGUUUUGAAACAUGAACAGGCCUUACAAGUUAAUGGUGUAAAUCAAAUUAAAGGAACAGUUGUUCCUCUGAAAAAUGGGGACAUUGUUGAAAUAGGAAAAUCACACACAUAUAAAGUACAAAUUGAGCCUCUGGCUCCAGAUAUCACCAACGAAAAUCAACCUUUUUCUGAUUUUUUGGGUUCACGGCCUGGAAAUGCAGUAGUAAAAACAGAAUCGUUUGAUACAGAUUUGAGUGAAACUUUACCUAAUAAUAUAAGGAUAAAAUCAGAACUUGAGAUUCCUGAAUUUUUGGAAGAUACAAUUCUGAAUGUCAGUUGUAGUGCAGAAGAGGUGGAUCCUAAUUUAUCAGAGAAUAGGAUUAGCCACAUGACGUUUGGAAGCGACAAUGUGAAUAUUCCACUGCCAUCGGUUAAUAUUAUUAAAAGUGAACCGGAUGAAAAUCUUUUGAAUUCGGAAUCAGCACAAGCCUUACAAUUAGAACUUCCCACCGGAAUAGCAAUAAAUCUUGAGGAAAAUGCCGACCUUACUUAUCACCUAAUGGAAAUGGGUUCCCUUCCUCAAAUUUCCGAUCUUGAUGGAGCAAUGCAAAUCUCGAUUGAGGAACAUGACACUAAACCUUUAAUCCUGCCACUCAUUAAUCCAGAAACUUCCACGUCAAUAUCGGAAAUUUCUACUCCUACAAUGCAGCCAGAAAACCAAACUCCUCCCGCAACUAUAAUAAAACGAGAACCUGUUCUUCCAAACGAAGUUAUCUCGCAAAAUUCAAUAAUAGACUCGGACCUUAAUCAAAAUGUUUUACAGACUAGGAUAAAAAUAGAAAACCCGGAUAUACCUUUUACAAAUAUUACACUUUUUGCAACUCCAGAGGAAAGAAUUCCAGAAAUAGUUUCUAAUCAUGACGUUAUUUCUGAAAAAUCGGAACUUCCAACGAGAGAAAAGACUCCAAAAAUCCUUGUAAAUCCGAAUGUUCUUCCUGAAGAGGCAGACAGUCCCUCGAGGGCGCGAACUCCAGAUUUAGAAGAAGAAAUGCAAAUUGAUGUCGAGGAACCUGAUAUCAAGCCCUUUCCCUUUUUAACGGAGACAAUUAAUUCUAGCUUGCAACCGGAAAUACAAAAUGCGCCUGAGACUGUUGAAUCGGAUACACCAGUUCUAAGAAUUCGGAAUGACCUUGGACUGGGGUUGAAAAUAGAACCCGACCCCGUUGAACCGUCUAUUGACAAUCAAUUUUCUAUUGAAUCUUCAAUCGAGCCUUCAAAUCCGGAUCAAAAUUUAAGUGUAACGAUAAAAGAAGAAAGGAUUGAUCCUUCUGAAACUCCAAAUGCCGCACAAAUUGAUGGAACAGAUUCUAGAGUAAUAAUAAAAGAAGAAAGAGUUGAUCACGACACUCCGAUUGAAACUGAAAUUGAGCAAACCUCGGGAAUAAGAAUAAAAGAAGAAAUACUUGAUCCUCCAGAAUCUCCAGAAGUUGAAUUUAUUGAAGAGAAACGAAAACGAAGUAGACGAGAUUCUGAUGACAACAACUUGUUUGGAGUCAGAAUAAAGCAAGAGAAGAUUGAUCCCCCUGAAUCCGUUCAAAGUGAGUUAGAUCUUCUGGAUGCGAGUAUUGUGACGAGGCCAAUAAAGAGAGAAAAGCCUGAUCCUCCUGAGCUUGCAGUUCAAAAUCGAAGUGUUCCUGAUGCAGAAGACAAUAUUCAGUCCCAGAGGAUAAAACCAGAACCUGAUUCGCCAGACUCUCCAGAAUGUGAAACUUUUAGAGAAGAACCAGCAAGAGAGAAAGAAAUUUCUGAUCCGAUUGACUACUCAGAAUUAGUUAACGACGAGAUUGAUAUUCAAGAUGAAAAACCUGGACCUUCGCUCAUGGAAAGAUUGAGUCAGUUUGAAAUGUAUUCAGAAUCGCUCAUAAAGAAAAGACUAAAAGAAGAGGUUGUUGAAUCCUUGCCCUCCGCAAAGCGAUUCAAAAGAGGAAGUUCAGGUUCGGACUCGGAUUCUAGUUCCGAUAGUUCCGACUCGGAUUCCGAUUCUUUAAAUAAGAAAGGUUGUGAGAACUCUGUGGCUGUGAAAGUAGAAGACGAGGAAGAAGAUUCGGAGAGUCUGACUCCAGCUCAACGGGAAGAGUAUAAACGUUAUUUGCUGAUAUCUGAGAUUUUAGAUAGUAAUAAGGAUCCGGAAGUAGUUGAUAGGUUGAUUAAGGAACUUGAUAGGAAAUUGGAGGAAGAAAAGACUAGGGAAAAAGGACACAAAGGAAUAGUAGAGUAUCGUGAAAUCAGUGAUGAUGAGGUCGAAAUAAUUAGAGAUGAUAGGAGUAGGAGGCAUAAAAAAAGGAAGAAGAGGGAUGGGAGGAGAGAAAGCAGUAAGAGAAAGAGUAGGCGGAGUGAUAGAAAGAGUGAGAGGAGGAGUGAUGGUAGCAGGAAUGAAAAGAAAAAGAAGAAGCGGAAGAGGGACGAGGGAGAAAGCAAGAUCAAACAGGAAACUUUGAGGGAAAGGAGACACUCGAGGAAAGAGAGUCUGAGCGAAAGAGAAAAGGAGGAUGGAGUCAAUAGAAAAAAUGGUUAUUUAGGAAGAGAGAGUCGCAGAAGAAGGGAAAGUCCAAUUACAGAAGCCCCGAGAAGAGAAAGUCCGAAGGGAAGCCAAAGUCUUAGAGGAAGCGAAAGUCCUAGAAGAAGAGAAGUUGCUAAAGAAAGAUCUAGUCUAAAACGAAGGGAUAGUCCAAGAAGACGAGAAAAAAGUCCGUCAACAGAAAUUUACAAUUUCAGACAGUCUCCAAAUAGAGAUCUCGCUCGUGAUUCCAGAAGAGAAAAGUCUCCUGAUCCCAGUCCAAGAUCCCCAGAACCUUUCGAAUAUUCCAAGGAUUCUCAAGUCCAUGAACCGAAAAACGAAAACAGAAAUUUGAGAACUGAUCCGAUGGAUCGGAAUUAUCCGGGAGCGAGGGUUCUGGAUGAUUAUGAUCUUCCGGAAGAAAGAGGUAGAUCAGAUCCUCGGGAUCGGACGAAGUAUGGUGCAAGAACUGAGAAGAAGAAAUUGGAUUAUAAGGAGUAUUUGAAGAGGAGAGCAAUGGCUAAAGAUUCAAGUGGAGGAGCAGGUGAGGCAACUAGGGAUCUAGGAGCAAGGCCCAAAGGAAGUGAGGCCAGCGGAAUUGCUCCUAUCUCAACCUUUAGGGAUUCUUACGUUCCUCAGCCUCUAAUGGAUCUUGAAUUCAGGGUACCAAAUGCUGGUGUUCCUGUCCCAGGAUACAGAGCGCAACCUCAGUCUUCGGUUAUCGCGCCAUCUGUGGAUCCAAGAUUUAUGCCGAGAGGGGUUGAACAGCCAGUUCCGCUUCCAUUUAUGGAUCCUCGAACACAAUCGAGACCUCAAGUUCCUCCUUAUAGAAUUCCUGGAGUUCCUCCGGCAUUCGAUCCAAGAUAUCAAGGAAGAGCGGAUCUGCAUUCCCCAAUUGAAGGACCUCGAGAUCACCGAUUCAUGUAUGGAGGAUUGGAGAAUCAUGGAGUUGCUCCAGCCUUUGAUCCCAGAUAUCAAGGAAGAGCGGAUCUUCAUUCUCUAAUUGAGGGGCCUAGAGAUCCCAGAUACAUGUAUGCAGGGAUGGAAAAUCAAGGAGUUGCUCCUGCAAAUUUUGAUCCAAGGCUGCCAGGAAGAGCGGAUCUUCAGUCUCCGAUUGGCGAGGUUGCUUCCAGGGAUCAAAGAGUUGCGUCCAGAGGUGUGGAAACUAGUGGCGAGGGAUCUAGGGAUCAUAGAUCUAGAGCAAGAGGGAUGACGGAGGAUGAAAUUCAGAUGACUUUGAUGAAUCAGAGAUCGGGCGCGAGGAUUUUAGAACCUCCUGCUUCAACGAGUAACCAGGAAUUAGUUGCAAAUCCGAUAAGUAAGCUGAAGAUGAAAAAUGGAAAAGAUGGAAAGAGUGAGGAUUGGUUGACGCAGAAAGUUUGUCAAUUGAAUGUCACAGAGGACAUAAAACCUGUGGUUCGCACCAAGCCGCUCGAAUCGAAGGAACUAUCUGAUGAGUUGCUGGUGACCAUUUUCUCGUGGCAUCCGGAACUUUUCGAGGCUGGCCUUUUGAGAAAUUCGCCAAUCCCGUCGCUUAGAAAUGUCGGAAAAACUUCACUCUCGUAUGAAAGCUACGAUUCCUACUGCGCCACAGUUUUUCCACUUCUUCUUCUGGAUGUCUCCUGUCAAAUUCAAGAUGCAUUUAAUGCCGGAAUGGAAAGACCCUCAUUACAAGAUUGUCGUUUACUUCCAAGUACAAUCCCAAAGGUGAAAAUACCAGCUCGAAAAACAUUUCUUGUGCCUUUGUUACUGAAAUCCAGCGUAUCGAUUUUGGAUGAUUCCAAACCUCCUUCAGAAGGAGAUUUAUUACGAUUUUAUCUAGUCAAUGAAUAUAAAAAGUCAGUUGUAAUGUUUGGAUAUAUACAGAAAGUAGUUAAUGAAGAAACGAUGGACCUACCCAGAAGACUAUUUACCUUCUUGGUAUCUAUUAGUGAGCAGGAAUUUGAUAUCCACAGGAGUACAAUUCAGGACAUAAAACCGAUUGUAAAUUUGAAAUCUUCAAUAGAAAAAGCCAAGGCUCUGUUUCGCUUGAGAAGAUCUGAGCUCCUUCCUUGUAUAUUACAUCCAAAUUCGCAAAUUAAUCCGGCUCUACCGGUCAAAAUCUUGGAUCGGGAGGAUUUAGUCUCGAAAGAUCAUCUUGACAAAAUGCAGUUUACCGCAGUCUCAAAAAUAAUAAAAGCCUUCAACAGUGAAUUGCCCAACAUCUGUCUUGUGGAAGGAUCUGCCGGCACUGGAAAGACGAAUAUUAUUGUCAACACGAUUCUACAGUUACUCUGUACACAAAAAUUUAAUGUCGAGAAAGAACGAUUGAGAAUUCUUGUUUCUGCUUCCACAAACGUCGAGAUGGACGAGAUUAUAAUAAAACUCAAAUCUGCACUUGAGCUUGCAAAUAUUGAAAAAGAUGUAGUUAAAAUGGUUCUUGUUGGUCCGGACGAGGGAAGACGUGAACGAACUAAAGAGUUGAACUUGAGCAAUUUUGCUAGAAAUCAUGUUGAAAGUGAUAUACACAGGUACCAGGUCACAAUGGGCUUGAAAUCCAUGGAGGAACAGGCUGCAUUUUUAACGGAGCAAAUGAAUAUCCUUACUAAAAAGUUUGAAAUGACAAAGUGUGUUCACGUAGCACUACAAAUGAGCCUUAUAAAAAUGUAUUACGAUAUUGGAAGAAGUGGAAGAAAGGUAAAGGAGAUGACAGCUCAAGAAAAGAGAGAACUUUUAGAAGUUGCGGAAAAGACAUUUUUGGCUGGCGCAAACUUAAUUUUCUGCAGUAUCCCCAAUCUUGGCUGCUCUGUGAUGGAGAAUCUUAGCGAAAAACACACUGUGGGUGUUUGUAUAGUAGACGAGGCAGCACAAAUUUUAGAAUUGGACACACUGAAAGUCUUACCUUUCAAAGAGAAGACUUUAGUUUUACUAGGCGACAUCUGCAAAAAUCCAACGAAUCACGAUAAUAUGCCUAGAUUGCGGAACACGGGAUACGGAUGUUCCUUGUUUUCUCGAAUCGAGAACAGCUAUGGGCCAAAUGAGAAGUCUCCUGUUCUGAGAUUAAUCACUCAGUAUAGGAUAUCGACACCGAUAGAAGAAUGGCUAAUAAAUUCAAGAAUUUUCGGGAUGAAUUCUUUAAGAAAUCUGGUGCAUCAGAACGUGCAAUUUCCGUUGCAUUCGUUGCGAAUUUUUAAUUUGAGUUACACAGAAGAUUUUGUGGACAACGAGGCUGUUUUUGCCUCGAGAUUGAUACACUGUAUUGUGAGUUUUGGAGACUUGCGGAGAAUGGAGAGAAAUAUUUCGAUGGGAGUUGUAAUCUCAGACAUUGAUGCCAAGGAACGAGUUGAGCAAGAAAUUAAAAAUACAAUGGAAGAGAUUGUUCCAGGGAAAGCGCAAAUAUUCAAUAUUGAAGUAGACACGAUCGAUGGGUUUUUCAACCACGAAAAGGACAUAAUUCUUGCAUCCUGCAUUCGAAAUAGACACCUCACCAGCCGGGCUGGAUUUCAACGUUUCUACUGCACACUGACCAGAGCAAAACAUUGUCUAAUAGUCUACGGUAGAUUUGCAAAGAUUAGCAAAUUCAAGCAACCUUGCGAGUGGCAUCAACUUAUUGACUUUACAAGGAACGUCGUGAGCGUGAGUGCUUAUGCUGAAAGCACCGAACUAAGGAGAGAUCUCAUCAGAUAAUUUAAUUUCACUAUACAGUCUGAUAUUAUUUUAGAAAUUCGUUUCUUUGAGAAUUGAUGUAUAGUAAAAAACAUCGUCACCAUUGGCACAUCCUCUUGUACAUAUAGAUUUUAAGUAGGACGUCUUCAAAAAAAAAAAAAGAAAAUAUUUUUUUAUGCUGAUUGUUAGGAGAGAUUUUAUAACUAGAGAAAGUAUGAGAAAUGACAGGUUAAUUUCUAUGUUCGAUGUAUCAGCUAUAAUAUAUUGUCCAUUUCCCAGUUUUUGGAAUAAAUGCGGUUUUUUUUA